AUGAUAGAGACCACCUCUCGCAUCCAGCGUUGGCGGCAUCACGUCGCUUCUGUGGGCCAUCUGCCCAGGUUUGAGCUGCCUUGGGGGGGUUAUUACGAAGAACCAGAGAGCUUGCCCGAGGACCCUCCAAUGGGGUCCCAGUUUGCACAGGACUUUAAUCAGGAGAUCGAGCAUGCGAACGAAUGCGACCAGGAGAUCGAGCACGCGAACGACAACGAUCAUCCAGCGGCGUCGUUGUACCUCGCCGAGCUCAAAGAAGAAGUGCAGGGCGCUGACAACCAGUGGCUUCUUCCCUCUCCAGAGAUACUGACAAUCAGCCUCACCUCUUCGCCCACCUACUACUGCUCCCCCACUCCGUCACCGUCUAUUAGCUGGAAGGCUGAGCGAGCGCUGUCUAACGAGGCUGCAGCAGUGCCAGACAUCGCCGAAGCAACGGCAUAUCAAGCUGCGCUCGACGAGAGUGUGGACGCAGUGGAGACAGAGCACAUGGAAUGCGAGGAGUGA
Messenger RNA from Phanerochaete carnosa HHB-10118-sp, 504 nucleotides. RefSeq lists its product as uncharacterized. The record is from RefSeq and is a predicted model, not a curated record. The transcript has 2 exons. The coding region runs from base 1 to 504 and encodes 167 amino acids. Lineage: Eukaryota; Fungi; Basidiomycota; Agaricomycetes; Polyporales; Phanerochaetaceae.